Molecule: messenger RNA, 2586 nt
Organism: Cyprinus carpio (common carp)
Lineage: Eukaryota; Metazoa; Chordata; Actinopteri; Cypriniformes; Cyprinidae
Product: chemerin-like receptor 1
Biological process (GO): positive regulation of cytosolic calcium ion concentration; regulation of calcium-mediated signaling; inflammatory response
Cellular component (GO): plasma membrane
Molecular function (GO): G protein-coupled receptor activity; complement receptor activity
Source: RefSeq, a predicted model, not a curated record
UUUUUUUUUUUUUUUUUUGUGAAUAUCUAAGCCUAAAAGUAAAUGAAAAGUAAAAAGGCCAAAAGUAAAUGUUGCAUUAUAUGCAAUUUAAGCUUGAAAUGCCACCUAAACAGAUUGUGUUUUACUGGAUACAUUGUUGCAUUUAAAACUGCUUAAGUGCAGCAAAAUGACACAUUUAAAAUUACGUUUAACUUGACUUAAUAUAACUUAACUUUUAAUACUGCAUUCGUAAAACAGUGCACAAGAUGACUAAAAUCAUUUUAUAUGUACAUAGUCCAAAAAUAAGUUGAAUGUAGAAAACCUGUCCUGUGUGAACAACCUCUAAAGUCAUAUGUUUAUGUUCAAUGAUAAGGAAAUAAAAUAGUAUUUUGACUUCAAAAUCCACCAUUUACUUGUCUGCCACAGUUUUCUUACUUGUCAAAGUCUUCAUUUGCAGCUUUGCAAUCAGUAUAUGCAAUUAAUUUGAAUACAUUUUUGAUUUACAACCUAAAAUCAAACCAUUAUUAUGCACAAUGCAAAUGACUUCCUGAUGCAAGCUAGUGUUCUUUAAUCUUUAUAACCACUUGUACUGAUCUUACAGUUCAGAAUAAUUUUGAAAUUCUCUAUGACUAAUAAAUAUUUUUGUUUUGACUGCAAUUAUGGUACCAUGAGCUUCACAGCAUAACACACUUCAGCAUCCUCCCACAAUGGUAAACGCAUGGAUGUUGGACAGCUAACUGAGAUGGUGCUUUAUUCUUUUUAUGCUUUAAAGAGAGCAUAACCAGCCUAUCGCUAACUAUCAGAUAAACAGGAGUUUUGAAAAGGGUUCUUGUUAAGUGUGGCCAUCGACAGUCUCAGUUCUCAGGAAUUUGUUUGCAUGGUACAGAGGAACUAGGUGUUAAAAUGUUUGGCCAAUAGCUCAGUCUGCACUUAUCAGCAAACAACCCAGCAGCAGAAGUUGAUUUCUGAAACAUUGCAAAACGCAUUGUGAAGCUUACUUUGUGAGAAUUCUGCUUCCUAUUCAGUUGUAAUAUAAGUCACAAUGACUUCAACUGUAUAUCCAGAUUAUGAUAAAUAUUUACAAGCGUUAACUGGAGUCAGCAAUUCAAUAGAAGAGCAACUUCAUGAGGACUCAAAUCCUGGAUACUGCAGGGAAGCAGCAUGUGUGAUCACAGUGAUCUUUAAUGUGAUCAUAUUCCUUCUUGGCAUCACUGGAAAUGGUGCAGUGAUCUGGAUUACUGGUUUUAAGAUGAAGAAGUCAGUGAACACCACUUGGUAUCUGAGUCUGGCUUUGUCUGACUUCAUUUUCUGUGCUACUCUUCCUUUCACCAUUGACAACAUAGUUAAGAACAACUGGAUCUUUGGGCUCUUCCUGUGCAAGUUCAACGCUUUUGUAAUGACCCUCAAUAUGUACAGCAGCAUUUUCAUCCUGGUCAUCAUAAGUGUGGAUCGUUGCAUCACCGUCAAGUUUCCUGUCUGGGCCCAGAAUCGGCGCACUGUACAGAAAGCUUCUUUAGUUGUUGUGUUGGCUUGGUUUGUGUCUUCUUUGCUUAGCAUUCCAUCUGUAAAAUUCAGAGAGAUUCUAAAUAAAUCACCAGAAGAAUGCUAUGCCAAAUAUGAGGAUCACCACAAAACCGUCGUGUUCGUGCGCUUUACGUUUGGGUUUUUGAUUCCAUUCCUGACCAUUUUCACCUGUUAUGCCAUCCUGAUCCAUAAACUUAGAGCAAACCAAAUGUCCAAAUCCACCAAGCCCUACAAAAUCAUGACUAUACUGACCACAACUUUUUUCAUCUGUUGGUUGCCAUUCCAAAUAGUUUCUGUUUUAGAGUUGGACAGAUCUGUGCACAACUCUGCAUUUAAAACAGCUCAACAAGUAUCUGCUACUCUCGCCAGUGCAAACAGCUUUCUAAACCCGUUCCUCUAUGCAUUCAUGGCCAAGGACUUAAAGAAGAAAUGCUAUUCCUUUCUUUCGAAUAUUGAGAGCGCCAUUGAUGAAGAGACCCGAAGUGCUUUCAGAACAACUUCAAUUACCAGUUCUGUGGAUAACAAACUUCCCACUGCUGUCUGAAAUUUUAACAUGAGUCAUGGACUAAAGAUAUUUCUCUUAAUUCUCUUCCGAGUGUAAAUGGAGAACAUGGUUUAUAUAAAUGACAUUAUUAACAAGUAAUGUGACAGCAUUAACAAGUAAUGCAAUUUUUUAGUCUGUUGCAUGAGUUUAGAAAUUUACAAAUAGAUUUUACAAGCUAAAAAAAUAAUAAAUAAAUAAAGAAGAAGAAUAAAUAAAUGUAAAUAGAGGUUUAAUAAAAGCUACUUUACAGGUCAUUGUAAAUUAAAAUGCCACUUUACGUAAUGAUUUCUUGAUGACAGCUAUUAAAUAUUUACUGUUUUUAUCUUAUCAUUUGUGCAUGUUUAACACAUGAUGCUGAUUAACACAUAUACUGUAUAAAUAUAUUGGGGUGGGGCGUAUAAAAGAAUUUGGGUGUUUUUGAAUGUACAGAAUGUUUUAAACAUCAUUUGUUGUCAUGCUCCACAUCUCUCUCUCUCUCUCUCUCUGUUUUGGUAACAUAUGCAUAAAAAUAUAUAAUAAAAAAUCUUGUUCUUACCAUU